This is a messenger RNA of Thunnus maccoyii (southern bluefin tuna), 1538 nucleotides long. RefSeq names its product malate dehydrogenase 2, NAD (mitochondrial) (gene mdh2). The record is from RefSeq and is a predicted model, not a curated record. Lineage: Eukaryota; Metazoa; Chordata; Actinopteri; Scombriformes; Scombridae. Gene Ontology annotation, biological process: malate metabolic process; tricarboxylic acid cycle. The transcript has a single exon. Gene Ontology annotation, cellular component: mitochondrion; cytoplasm. Gene Ontology annotation, molecular function: L-malate dehydrogenase (NAD+) activity. The coding region runs from base 101 to 1114 and encodes 337 amino acids.
GUUCGCUUGUGGCUAGAGGACGUUGGUGUCACACAGGAGAGGGGCUCUUCAGGUAGUUUUUAUUUUCAGUAAAUCGAGAAAAGAAACAACAGAAACAAAAAUGUUUUCCCGUGCCGUGAGACCUACCGUGAGCCUCGCCCGGAGCUUGUCCACCUCUUCGCAGAACAACGCCAAGGUGGCGGUGCUCGGCGCGUCUGGCGGCAUAGGCCAGCCGCUCUCCUUGCUGCUGAAGAAUAGCCCCCUGGUGAGUCACCUCUCCCUGUAUGAUAUUGCCCACACCCCCGGGGUCGCUGCAGAUCUCAGCCACAUCGAAACAAGGGCUCAUGUUACCGGCCACAUGGGUCCCGACCAGCUGGAUGCCGCACUGCAGGGCUGCGACGUCGUGGUCAUCCCCGCCGGUGUGCCCAGAAAACCUGGUAUGACCCGCGAUGACCUUUUCAACACCAAUGCCACCAUUGUAGCCACCUUGGCCGAUGCCUGUGCCCGCAACUGCCCCGAGGCUAUGAUCUGCGUUAUCGCCAACCCUGUCAACUCCACCAUCCCCAUUACAUCAGAGGUCAUGAAGAAGCACGGAGUGUACAACCCCAACAAAGUGUUUGGCGUCACAACCCUGGACAUUGUCAGAGCAAAUACCUUCGUGGCAGAGCUUAAAGGCCUUGACCCAGCUCGUGUCAAUGUACCAGUCAUUGGAGGUCAUGCUGGGAAGACCAUCAUUCCCCUCAUUUCCCAAUGCACACCCAAAGUUGAGUUCCCUGCUGACCAGCUGUCUGCCCUGACUGGCAGGAUCCAGGAGGCUGGCACAGAGGUAGUGAAGGCCAAGGCUGGAGCUGGAUCUGCCACCCUGUCCAUGGCCUACGCUGGUGCCCGUUUCACUUUCUCAGUCCUCGAUGCCAUGAAUGGUAAAGAGGGAGUGGUGGAGUGCUCCUUCGUCAGGUCUGAGGAAACAGAGUGCAAGUACUUCUCCACGCCUCUCCUCCUGGGGAAGAACGGCAUUGAGAAGAACCUCGGCCUGGGCAAGCUGUCUGCCUUCGAGGAGAAGCUGGUGGCUGAUGCCAUCGACGAGCUGAAGGGCUCCAUCAAGAAGGGCGAGAAUUUUGUGGCUAAUAUGAAAUGAACAGUGGGCAUUUAGUGAGCUAAAAUCAGCAGCUGUGAUUGCUAAUUUGUUCCGUCUUAACUUAAAAGGCAUCUGGGUAAAUCUCAAGAUCUGUCACAGUGUUCCUCAUUUGUUUUUGUUUUAGCAGUAUGGUCGUCUUGAUUAAAAAAUCCAGGUUUUGACCCUGAUCCUGUGUAUUAAUUUCCUUACCAUUUACAAACAUGGCUUUAUCUUGCACACCUGUGAUUUAUGUACAUACUGUACUGUGACUUAACUGUAUUUUGCAAAUCUCAAAUUCAUAUAUUUUCAUGUACAAUCUGUAGUAGUGGAGAUUUCUCUGCUGAAUGAAUGAGGAGGAAAUACUGUCAUGCCUGUCGAUGCUAGUAGAUGUUACUGGUGAACCAAAUAUUCACUCCACCAAUAAACAGUUUAGCUUUAAAAAUGA